Bemisia tabaci is the source of this 1429-nucleotide messenger RNA. Its product is annotated as protein AAR2 homolog. Gene Ontology annotation, biological process: spliceosomal tri-snRNP complex assembly. The record is from RefSeq and is a predicted model, not a curated record. Lineage: Eukaryota; Metazoa; Arthropoda; Insecta; Hemiptera; Aleyrodidae.
UAGAUGUCUCCCAAUGAAUGAAAGAGAGACUUCAUGAGCUGAUUGAGAACAGUUUUCUUACUUUUCUACAAUUAAAAGUUAUAAACUGUGAUGAUUCUUCAUAGCGUGAUCCUCCAACCCUUAAUAAUCUCUUUUUAUAGAUAGCUUGUUAGAUUGAUGUUGUAGUUCCCUGUAACAGCUCAUCAAGUGCUAAGUAAUGCGUUUUUGAUCAUCGGUUUUUUUUAAUUUUCCGAAUAAUACCUUUCAAAAUGUCUUGUUCAUCAAAAAAAGUGUCAUUUGCCGAGGAAAGUGUGGAGAUGGACCCUGAAUUGGCUAAGCAGCUUUUUGUUGAGGGGGCCACCUUAAUAUUCUUGGAUGUACCGGUUGAAACAGAGUUUGGCAUCGAUCUCAAGUCUUGGGAAACAGGAGAAAAAUUCAAAGGUGUCAAAAUGAUUCCUCCAGGCAUUCAUUUUAUUUUUUACAGUGCAAGAAAUUCUCAUGGAGAUGUAGCACCCAGAAGAGGAUUCAUCCACCAUUUUAAAAAAUCAGAAAUCUUGGGGAUAAAGUGGGAUUCGUCCCUUGAAGAUAUCAGUUAUGACAAUCUCAGUUCAGAAGAAAUGCAACGAUUCAGGGACAAUCUAAUGUACCUUGACCAGUUUCUUGGACCGUAUCCUUUUGAUGUGUGGGACAAAUGGAAACGCCUCACAAUGCAUUUAAAUGAAAAUCUAGUGAAUAAAUUAAUGCCAGCUUGUGGGAGAAUAAGCUCCGCAGCAGAGUUGGUGCCUGACAGUCGAGAUCUCAAAGGUAGAAGCAAACGGAGAUGGAGCAGACCAAGGACUGAAGAGGAGAAGCAAGAAGAUCUUCUACCGCAGUUGAAGCCUAAAGAAGGAACUGAACUGCGUUUUACAGAGCCUCCAGAAGAAAGUUAUCCUGCUGGUAGCACACCGGCAGAAAUUACAAAACACAAUCUUGAUACUUCGUACGCUUUUGAAAGAAUGAUCUCUCAGCAUGAUGAACCGUUAAAUUUCGUCGGAGAGAUCCAGUUUGCCUUCAUCUGCUUCCUAGUUGGACUAAAUUACGAGGCAUUCGAACACUGGAAAUCCAUGAUUCAGUUAGUCUGUCGUUGUGAAACAGCCAUCUUUAAACGACCAGCAGUGUUCUCUGAAUUCGUUUCAACGGUUGAGGCACAAUUAGACGAGGUUCCAGAAGAUUUUUUAGUCGAUGUUGUUACUUCUAACAAUGUGAUAUACUGCUCUUUAAGAGAUCUCUUUACCACACUUCAACUUACCGACCUUGAAAUUGAAGGACGAUUGCGAUGUAAAAUUAGUAGGCUUAAGGAAAAACUUACCACAAAAUUUGAAUGGGACUUUGAUAACUUAGAUGAGGAAUGUGAAGAAGAUGCACCUGUUAUUGUUUAUACUGAGUAAAAAUUGUUAUAUUUGGAAUUUAA